This is a messenger RNA of Triticum turgidum subsp. durum (durum wheat), 1509 nucleotides long. NCBI's taxonomy places the organism in Eukaryota, Viridiplantae, Streptophyta, Magnoliopsida, Poales, Poaceae. The record is from the annotation of a GenBank genome assembly.
AUGGCCUCAGAGCUAGGGUUAGCGCCGCCGGCGAAACGCCCGACACCGUCCCCCACCACGAUUACCGCUAUCGGAGACGACCUCCUCCUCGAGAUCUUCCUCCGCCUCCCCUCCCUCCCGAGCCUCGUCCGCGCCGCCCUCGCCUGCCGCACCUUCCUCGACGCGGUCCGUUCGUCCCCCGCCUUCCGCCGCCGCUUCCGCGCGCUCCACCAGCCCCAGCUCCUCGGAUUCUUCAUCGACUCCUGCCGUAGCAAUCCCUUCGUCCCGUUCCGCAGCCGCUCCGACCCGGACCUCGCCGCCGCCGUCCGCGGCGCCGAUUUCCUCCUCACCCGCCUCCCGGAGGACAGCGAUUCCUCCCCCGGAUGGCACAUAGAGACCUGCUACGGUGGCUGCGUCGUCCUCGUCAACCUGUCUACAUACCAGGUCGCUGCUUACAACCCCCUUACGCAGGCACUGCAUCUCUUCCCCUUUCCGACCACCAACGGGAUCCUCGUCAACGCCUUGCCUGAGUUCAUUUUCUUAUCCGAAGAGGACCAGGAGGCCCGUAUGAUCUGUGUCCAACACCGGAACAAGCCGGAGCAAGUGCCGGCGCGUCUAGCUGUUUUCUCACCGGCCACCAGGGAGUGGCAGAUCUUGCCGUGGGUGGAGACCCCCCAGCCAUCUCAACCUGAGGACGAUGAAGACAGCGAUCCCCCGUUUCUCCCUGGUACACAGCUGAAAGGAUUCGUUUAUUGGAGACACGCGAGUAAAGCUUAUGUACUCGUUCUCAACACUGCAACAAUGCAAUUCUCCAGAGUGGAUUUGCCGCCAUUCUUAGAGAUGGACCCUACGCUGUUAAGUGUGAGUUUGGGUCAUAGCAAGGAUGGAAAGCUCUGCCUGGCUGUCAUAGAGACAGAAACGCUUAUUGUUUGGCUUUGGAGAGCUGAUGAUGAUGGUGUUGAGAAAUGGAUGCAGGAAGGUACUUUUCCGCUGAGUACAUUUGUGGAUGACACUAAGAUUUCAGCAGAGGAUUAUACCACAGUGCAGAUCGAGGAUGUCAUUGAGGGCUUUGUGUACGUGUCUACUAAGUAUGAUGGGUACACCGAGUCCCUCCAUUCCCUCUGCCUGGAAACAGCAAAGCUGAACAAGCUUUUUGAUAAUAAGUAUACAAACACUGCUCAUCCUUACAUCAUGGCGUGGCCUCCUUCUUUGGUAGGCAACAAGGAAGAUUUAGAAAACAAAGUUACCGGAGAGAAUGUGGCGAAUGAUGGUCCAGCGGGCCCAGAAGAAGCUCCCUCUGUUCUUGUCACAGCAUUGCGGUCAUAUAAAGAAGCUCUUAUUAAUGAUGAUGGGGCAAAAGUUGCGGAGAUAGAGUCAUUUCUACUUUCUAUUGAGGAUGAGAAAAAGUCUCUAGCAGCACAGUUGACAACUGCGAGAGAUUGUAUCUUGAGGAUAAGUGCCGACAUUGAUGGCUACAGAAGAAGGCCAGAAAGAGAGAGUCAGUUUCCUUCUGCUUGGUUUUAUAUCUGA